Molecule: messenger RNA, 4007 nt
Organism: Hibiscus syriacus
Lineage: Eukaryota; Viridiplantae; Streptophyta; Magnoliopsida; Malvales; Malvaceae
Exons: 10
Coding region: 492-3725 (1077 amino acids)
Molecular function (GO): protein binding
Source: RefSeq, a predicted model, not a curated record
AUUCAUUUUUCUUUUGUUAUUAUAUUUCUUCUACAAGGUAUUUUAUGCUGAAACUUAAGAGUUUUGAAUGCAGCGUAUCGGUUCACUUUUUUGUAGGAGAUAUGUUUGUUCCUCAUGAAUGCUGAUUAGGGGUUGGUGAAUGAUUGUAUGAAACUGGUAUGCUUUCCUAGUAACUACAGCGAAGAUGAUGGUGGGAUGACAUGUUAUGUUAUUGACAAACUCUCCACAUAAAUGGAACUAAAUUCUAGAAUCUAGAGCUUGUUGAUUUCUUGAUUAAAAAUAUAGACUAGAUGGAAUAAAGUAGCUAGGAAGUUAUUACAACUUUCCUUUUGCUAACUUCUUUAUAGACGUUUGGAGAAUCUUUGGCUCUCGUCGUAAUCUGUUGGAGGGAUAUUGUUAAGCAGAAGCUAUCUGCUGUGCCUUCUAAACUUGAAUUUGCAAUAACUUUUAGGAGUAUUUAUAUUGAUCUCUGGAUUUAAAGUGUUGUGGAGAUGUUAAAUUCACCUCAAGGGCAUAAGCAGAGCCUCCAAAAAUCCAUGCGAAAAGUCUCAUCCGGUGCCUCACAUAAAGAUUUGUGGCUUGCUGUGCAAGAAGGGUCCUUGCCUGAUGUAGAUUCAGCAUUGGCGCUAUUGAAGAAGAAUGGAAGUAAUAUCAAUUCAAGGAACAGUUUGGGUCUGACUCCUCUUCACAUUGCAACCUGGAGAAACAACAUUCCCAUUAUUCGAAGGCUUCUAGCAGCUGGUGCUGAUCCCGAUGCUAGGGAUGGAGAAUCAGGGUGGAGUAGCCUUCAUAGGGCUCUGCAUUUCGGUCAUCUUGCUGUAGCAAGUGUUCUUCUCCAGUCUGGUGCUUCUAUUACAUUGGAAGAUUCAAAAUGUAGAACACCUGUAGAUCUCUUGUCAGGACCUGUCUUGCAGGUUUUUGGAAGUGAGCAGGAUUCAGUAGCUACUGAAGUGUUUAGCUGGGGAAGUGGUGUGAACUAUCAACUUGGAACUGGAAAUGCCCACAUACAAAAGCUACCUUGCAAACUUGAUUCAUUUCAUGGCUCUAAAAUCAAGUUGAUUUCUGCUGCUAAGUUCCACAGUAUAGCUGUCACAGCUCGUGGAGAAGUCUACACCUGGGGCUUUGGAAGAGGGGGCCGUCUUGGGCAUCCUGACUUUGACAUUCAUAGUGGUCAAGCUGCAGUUAUCACUCCCCGCCAAGUGACUUCUGGUUUAGGGGCUCAUCGGGUGAAAGCAAUUGCUGCAGCUAAACAUCACACUGUAAUUGCUACUGAGGGUGGGGAUGUGUUCACUUGGGGAUCCAAUAGAGAGGGUCAGCUGGGCUAUACAUCUGUGGAUACCCAACCAACACCACGGAGAGUAAGUUCACUUAGAUCGCGAAUAGUUGCUGUUGCUGCUGCAAAUAAGCAUACUGCUGUUGUGUCUACGUCUGGCGAAAUUUUCACAUGGGGCUGCAACCGAGAGGGUCAACUUGGCUAUGGCACCUCUAAUUCAGCAUCAAAUUACACACCAAGAAUAGUUGAGUAUUUGAAAGGCAAGUUCUUUGUAGGUGUAGCAACUGCAAAGUACCACACAAUUGUUUUGGGAGCUGAUGGUGAGGUAUAUACCUGGGGUCAUCGACUAGUCACACCUAGACGAGUUGUCAUUACUAGAAAUUUAAAAAAGAGUGGAAGCACCCCCAUGAAAUUCCAUCGGAAGGAACGACUUCAUGUGGUUGCAAUAGCUGCUGGGAUGGUACAUAGCAUUGCUAUGACUGAAGAUGGAGCAUUAUUUUAUUGGGUUUCCUCAGAUCCUGAUCUUAGAUGCCAACAGUUAUAUUCGAUGUGUGGAAAAGAAAUGGUAAGCAUAUCUGCGGGCAAGUAUUGGACUGUGGUUGCCACUGCUACAGGUGAUGUUUACAUGUGGGAUGGCAAACAAUGUACAGACAAAACACCUGUUGCAACUCGGUUACAUGGCAUUAAGAGGGCUAUAUCAGUUUCAGUCGGUGAAACUCAUCUUUUGACUAUUGGUUCUCUCUACCACCCUGUGUAUCCUCCCAAUAUGCGCAGAAUUGAUGAGGAACCAAAGUUGAAAGUUAAUGAUGAAUUAGAAGAACUUGGUGAGGAAUGUAUGUUUGAUGAUUCAGAGUCAAGUAGCAUAACGUACGUGCAUAAAAAUGACUCUGAGAAGAAGCCCAUACCAAGCUUAAAGAGUCUUUGUGAGAAAGUCGCAGCAGAGUGUUUAGUAGAGCCAAGGAAUGCAAUUCAACUACUUGAAAUUGCAGAUUCUCUUGGAGCGGAUGAUCUGAAGAAGCAUUGCGAGGAUAUUGUUAUUCGUAACUUGGACUAUAUUUUAACAGUUUCAUCACAAGCUUUUGCUACUGCUGCACCAGAUGUUCUAGCUAAUCUUGAGAAGUCAUUAGACCUUAGAUCAUCUGAAUCAUGGAGUUACCGACGGCUUCCCACUCCCACGGCUACCUUUCCGGUUAUAAUUAAUAGCGAAGAGGAGGAUAGUGAAGGCGAGGUUCUAAGGACCCGUAAUAACAAGAAGAAUAAGAACCUUUUGGAAAAUGAAGGAGACAGAUCAGAUUCCUUUCUGCAACCUAAAGAUGAUCCUAACGUUGGUAUUUCCAAACAAGUUCGAGCUUUGUGGAAGAAGUUGCAGCAGAUUGAGGUGCUUGAAGUGAAGCAGUUGAGUGGAUGCAUCCUUGAUGACCAGCAAAUUGCAAAGUUGCAAACAAGACCUGCUAUUGAAAAUUCUCUUGCUGAGAUAGGUGUUCCGGUUGAAAGAUUGCAGUUGAAAGGAUCAUCUUCAUUUCUACCUGAUGGAAAAGGAAAUAAAAAGGCCGAGGUUUCGAGAAAGCAGAAGAGGAAGAACAAACAAAGGGUAGCUCAAGAUGAGACAGUAUCUGGUUUUAGUAUUAGUGACAAAAUGAAAUCUGUGAAGGACUUCCCUGACAUUGAAAUCCCCCAAGUUUUAAUGAGCAAGGAAGAAAAUGCUAGGUCAGAAGGAGCUACAGCAAACGAAGCCUCCGAAGAGUCUACUUUCUUUGUUCAGAAAAAGGAGAGUUCGGUGCCCGCAAAAGAUAAGGGUACUCCACAAACAGCAACCAAGAAGAAGAAUAGGAAAGGUGGACUCUCUAUGUUUCUGAGUGGUGCUCUUGAUGACACCCCCAAACAAGUUACUCCCCCGCUGCCAUCAACACCGCAUAGUGAGGGCCCUGCAUGGGGUGGUGCAAAGGUUUCAAAGGGAUCUGCUUCACUUCGUGAAAUUCAGGACGAGCAGAGCAAGCUACAGGUGAAUCAGCAAACUGGAAGCAAAACCCAAGUGGAAGAUCUUUCUGCUGGUAAAGGUGAAGGUAAAAUCCUGCUGAGUUCAUUUUUAUCAUCCAAGCCAAUUCCCGUGGUCUCGGUUCAAUCAUCACAGGCACCUGAUGUACAGAAAAGCACGCCUCCUUGGGCUUCUUCCGGUGCCCCUCCUCAUCCGUCUCGUCUGUCUCUCAGGGACAUCCAAAUGCAGCAGGGGAAGCAACUGCAGAGUUUUUCUAACAGUCCGAAAAUGAAAAUGUCCGGGUUUUCAGUAGCUUCUGUUCAAGGGUCACCAUCUGAUUCUCCAGGGAUGAACCGCUGGUUCAAACCGGAGGUGGAAGCACCAUCAACAAUUCGUUCAAUUCAGAUCGAAGAGAGGGCUAUGAAGGACCUUAAACGCUUCUACAGCAGCGUCAAAGUUGUAAAAAACCAGUCAUAAGAGAGCCAAUUGAUACUUGGCUGUUUCAAGUGGUACCAAGGCUUUAUUUUCUCACCUCGGUGGUUAAAUGUAAAUUUGACUGUACAGAUCUUCCAGUGCAUUUAAUCACCUUUUUAAGGUUAACUUCAACAUAACCUCUUUUUUUUUAGAUCAUGGAAGAUCUUUUAAGUUUUUCUUGGUCUAACUUAUGAAAAUAAUGUUCAUCUCUGGGAACUCGUUUCUUGGAUUUUUAGCUCAUUUUUUGUAUAAUCAGAAAGCAAUAAAUUGAGCCUUUCAACUUUA